This is a messenger RNA of Spodoptera exigua (beet armyworm), 1661 nucleotides long. Lineage: Eukaryota; Metazoa; Arthropoda; Insecta; Lepidoptera; Noctuidae. The record is from the annotation of a GenBank genome assembly.
ACCGGUCCUCAUGCUGCAGUCGCUACAAACACAGGUAAUUAAUUCGCUAAAUAGUCUUAUUCUCAGGUAAUCAAAUGUUUACGGUGCUUGAAGGGUCAUCGGCUUUAAUGGUUUAGUCAGCUGCAAACUAGCAAGUGUAGGCAAAUAAAUAAUGUAAUGAUGCGCGGCUAGUUUCAGUACUCAUCGUUGAGUGGUCGGAGCCGCUACAGUCCGUGGUGUGAGUGACCUCAAGUGAACGGCGCGCGCUGUGCUGAGUCGCUGAGUCGGUGAGUCGCGUGAUAUCAGUGCGAGCGACGUUAUCAGUGCGCGAUUAGAUACCGCCGCGAGCGCACCGCCCGCACCUGUGCGCCGCCAACAGCCAUGAGGACCCGAGACCGGCUCGCCGAGCUGCAGCAUCUGGCGAGCGGCGCGGCCGGCGGCGUGUACUGCGACACCGUGCAGCCCGGCCAGCCCGACGCCGCCGCCAAGCACGACGCGCACAUCCAGGACAUCUUCCAGGAGGUACGAGCCGCGGGCCGCAGUCACACGCCGCUUCAUUACGGCGGACGUGCGAUGUUGACGAUUAGCUCGUUGUGUUCAUUAACGGCCCAACUAAUUGUUUAGUGCCAGCCUCGUCCUAGUGCAGCGCACGCGCACCGCACUUCCCUCGCAGCCCGUCACAUAAUCAUAAUGAUAGUGACACAAAAUUUUCCAUGUGCUGCGCUCUGCUGACGUCACGUAUUUAUUAUUACUGUUAACGCUUACUAACAUAUUGUUACGUGUUAUUACAGUGCCUAUUUGUAAUCUCCAUCAAAACUAAAUAAUGAUGUAGGACAAGGCGCGCGUCACACCUAGGUCGGCGCGCGAGGCGACGCGAUCUUUGUUUACACUCGCGCCGCACUAUCGCGGCCCGCGACCUUGACCCGGCGACGCCGCGCUGCACGGCUCGUUCAUUCCAUGCGUGGUGCUGCAGGUGGAGCGCAUGCGCGGCUGGAUCCACGAGCUCGACAACAACACACAGCUGAUCCGGCGCCUGCACUCCGACCCCACCUUCCACACCAACAAAAAUUUGCAGGAGCAGUUGGAUGCGGCAGUGACAGCAUCGAAUGCGACCGGGCUGAAGGUGAGCGGGGCGCUGCGCCAGUUCGAGGGCAGGCUGAGCGCGCGCAACGACGCGGCGGCGCGCAUCGCGCGGCUGCAGUACGCGGCGUGCCGGCGCCUGUACGCGGACGCGCUGCAGCGGCACCACGCCGCGCUCGACGCCGUCCGCGCGCACCAGCUGCUCCUGCUGCAGCAUCAGAUCCAGCUCACCCAGCUGUCGGUGUCGGAGGAGGAAUGCGAGGCGCUGCUGGAGUCCAACAACAUCGCGCUGUUCGUGGACAACGUGCGCGCCGAGACGGCGGAGGCGCGGCGCGCGCUGCGCGACGUGGAGGCGCGCCACGAGGAGCUCGCGCGCCUCGAGGCCGCGCUCCGCGACGUGCGCGACCUCUUCACGCAGCUCGCGCAUCUCGUCGCGCAGCAGCAAGACCAGGUGGACAGCGUGGAGUAUUACGCACUGCAGGCCACUGAGCACGUCGGAAGCGGUGGCACGCAACUACUCAAGGGCACCGUCAGCCGCACCAAGGCGCGCAAGGUAAGCGCCGCCAGAGGCAGGUCCUGCAACACGCCAUGACACUGCAAAC